Messenger RNA from Chionomys nivalis (European snow vole), 1947 nucleotides. RefSeq names its product endogenous retrovirus group K member 7 Gag polyprotein-like. Gene Ontology annotation, biological process: viral process. NCBI's taxonomy places the organism in Eukaryota, Metazoa, Chordata, Mammalia, Rodentia, Cricetidae. The coding region runs from base 1 to 1947 and encodes 648 amino acids. The transcript has 5 exons. The record is from RefSeq and is a predicted model, not a curated record. Gene Ontology annotation, molecular function: zinc ion binding; nucleic acid binding.
AUGAUUUUGAGUGAGAUUGAUCGUCGUUCUGGCAAGAAGCUGGAAGAUGGCCCGAAAUUCUUGAAAUCUGGUGAUGCAGCCAUUGUUGAUAUGGUUCCUGGCAAGCCCAUGUGUGUCGAGAGCUUCUCUGACUAUCCUCCACUGGGUCGUUUUGCUGUUCGUGACAUGAGGCAGACAGUUGCUGUGGGUGUCAUCAAAGCUGUGGACAAGAAGGCUGCUGGAGCUGAUGAAAAAUGCCCUUGGUUGUUUUUAAUCAGCCCAAAAAUACACCCUAAAACUUGGGACAAGGUGGGCAAAGAUCUUAGUGAGAUGAUUAAAGCAGGUAAUUCUGUGCCAGAGAUUGUUCUUAAUUACUGGUCCCUGAUCAGUAUUCCCGAGGACCCCUCCCCAGGACCUGUUAAACCUACAAUAGCUCUCCAAAAGGGGACUGUGUCCGCUGGAGAUAAGAACCAAAAAACGCCUAAAGGCAUUUAUCUAUCGCUGGCCGCUUUUAAAGAUGAAACCAAACCUAGCCGGAGAGAUUUGGAGCUUUUGGAUUCAGAGUCUGAGAAUGAGCUAGAAGAAAAAACGGCUAGAUAUGGGGAAGAGAGGUAUGAUAGAGGAGAUUUGGGAACGGGCCUGACUUUAGACAGACGGGCAAACUCUAGACUUAAUCGUAAAAUGGCUUAUCCAGUCCUGACCGGGUCACAGGCUAGACAAGCGGGGGAGGCUGCUGAGCCUCAACCUGAUACCACAGAAGACUCCCUGGGGUCAGAGCUAAGACAAGAGGACAAUUAUGAUCAAGAUCAGGUGGACUCUGAUUCAGAGGAAGAACCUGAACAAAAUGAAUGUGAAACCUUUCAGCCCAUAUAUAAAAAAUUAAAAAUUAAACAUAUUAAAGAUCUUCACUCUGCUGUUAAAAAUUAUGGGAUAAAUGCACCUUUUACUUUUUCUAUACUGGAGGGAUUAGCAGGAGAAGGAUUUAUGUUGCCCAUAGAAUGGGGCAAGGUGGUCCAGUCAGUGCUGACUAGAGGACAGUACUUGACCUGGAAGUCUGAGUUUCUCGAUAGGGCUGAGGCCCUUGCUAGCAAAAAUAGAAGAAACCCAUUAAGUCAGACUGCCUCCUGGACAGCUGAUAAAAUCGCUGGCAAAGGCAAGUUUGCGGAUGAAAAGAGGCAAAGGGGAUUGUCGUCGGGGAUACGUUCCCAGAGAGCGCAGGCUGCCCUGGCAGCUUGGAGGGCAGUUCUCUCCACUGGCGCCACUACCAUCCCGCUCACUAAGAUCAUUCAGGGGCCUCAGGAGCCAUAUGCCCAGUUUAUGGGUCGGCUCCAAGAAACAGCAGAAAGGAUCUUGGGGCCAGAGGAAAUGGAAGGGACUUUGGUCAAACAACUAGCCUUUGAAAACGCAAAUGCUGCAUGUAAAGCUGCAUUAAGGGGAAACAUGAGGGACACUGAUGUUUCUGGUAUGAUUAAAGUGUGUAAUGAGGUAGAUAAUUUUGGCCAUCAUCUAUCAAAGUCAAUCAGCCUGGCCAUUGGCGCAGUAUUUCAGGGACAAAGGGGACACUCUCGCCCCGGAGGGAAGACAUGUUUCACCUGUGGUCAGCUGGGACAUUUUGCCAGAGAAUGCCCCUCUCAACCAAUGGUUGGAAAUAAUCAAAAUGGUCCUGAGAACAGAGGGGGUGGCCCCCUGGGACCCUGCCCCCGAUGCAGGUUGGGCAGACAUUGGGCAAGUGAAUGCAAAUCCAAGACCGAUAACAUGGGCAACCCCCUAGCCCCUGUCUCUGCUACUGCGGUUCAGGGAAACGGGAAAGGGGCCCCAAUCGGGGGCCCUUACUCACCAAUUCUGUACCAGCCAGCUCAAAUACCAGCGCCCAAUAUAAGGGGAGCAGCCCAACGUCAAAACCCCUUUACAGGGCCACCCCAGGGACCGCAGUAUUGGACUUGUGUCCCUCCUCCACCCGGAUUAUAA